AUGGCUGUCCGCUGCCAGUUUGAGAACUCGACCGACAUUGGAGUCUUCUCCAAGCUCACCAACGCCUACUGCCUCACGGCUCUUGCCUCGUCGAGCAACUUUUACUCGACGUUCGAGGCCGAGCUCAGCGAUGUCAUCCCCAUCGUGCACACGACCAUCGCCGGCACGCGCAUCGUCGGCCGCCUGACCGCCGGCAACCGCCACGGCCUCCUCGUGCCCUCCACCACGACCGACCAGGAGCUGCAACACCUCCGCAACUCGCUCCCUCCCACCGUUGCCAUCCAGCGUGUCGAGGAGCGGUUGUCGGCCCUCGGCAACGUGAUUGCCUGCAACGACUACGUCGCGCUCGUCCACCCCGACAUUGACCGCGAGACUGAAGAGAUCAUUGCCGACACACUCAAGGUCGAGGUCUUCCGUCAGACCAUUGCCUCCAACGUCCUCGUUGGCUCGUACUGUGCUCUCUCCAACCAGGGCGGCCUUGUCCACCCCAAGACGUCGAGGUCCGAGCUCGACGAGUUGUCGUCCCUCCUCCAGGUCCCACUGGUCGCCGGAACCGUCAACCGCGGUUCCGAAGUGAUUGGUGCCGGUAUGGUCGUCAACGACUGGUGUGCCUUCACCGGUCUCGACACGACGGCCACCGAGGUCAGCGUCAUUGAGGCCACCUUCCGCCUCCAGGGCCAGACCUCCGCUGCUGUUAUCAACGAGAUGCGCGACUCGCUCAUCGACCACUACGCAUAA
Messenger RNA from Vanrija pseudolonga, 738 nucleotides. RefSeq names its product Eukaryotic translation initiation factor 6 (gene TIF6). Gene Ontology annotation, biological process: assembly of large subunit precursor of preribosome; maturation of LSU-rRNA; cytosolic ribosome assembly. Gene Ontology annotation, molecular function: ribosomal large subunit binding. The transcript is spliced from 4 exons. The record is from RefSeq and is a predicted model, not a curated record. Gene Ontology annotation, cellular component: preribosome, large subunit precursor; nucleolus; cytosol. Lineage: Eukaryota; Fungi; Basidiomycota; Tremellomycetes; Trichosporonales; Trichosporonaceae. Bases 1 to 738 code for a protein of 245 amino acids.